AUGUCCAAAUUCAGGGGAAGCCUGUCUCUAAACUGGUAUUGGGACCCUGUUAACGGGAACUUCGUCCUAGAGAACAACACUGUAAAGAGAAUCAUUCAGGAACAAAAGACCUCUGGUGAGGUAUCUAUAUUUUCGUACCAGAGAGUCAAUCAGGAGGCAGAUAAGGUAGCAAGAUAUGCCCUAAACCACCAGGGGCUGAAGAGAGGUGAUGUAGUGGCCGUUAUGAUGAGGAAUGAACCAGAAUUCAUUUGGAUAUUCCUAGGUUUAGCUAAAAUAGGUGUGAUUGUGGCUUUUAUAAAUUACAACCUGCGAGCUGACCCACUGAAACACUGUUUGAGAGAAAGUGACGCCAAAGUACUAAUUGUUGGAAAAGACGAUGACCUAUUAAAAGCAGUGGAGGAAAUAAACACUGAAUUACUAGAGAAGGGGGUAGACAUUUGGGUUUCUGGUGAGGGAAUUACGGAAAACAUCCCCCAGAAUUUUAGCCACCUGCAGAAGGCCACAGAGUCUUCCUCCAGUGGGGAAGAAAUUCCUCGUCAUAUUCGCCAAGGCAUUACACUGAUGGACCCGUUAAGUUAUGUGUAUACAUCCGGAACAACUGGUCUUCCAAAACCGGCCAUUAUAACUCACCUGCGUUAUAUCCGAGGCGCUUUCCUGAUGGCUGUUCCCACUAAGUUAAAUGAAAACGACAUAGUGUACACGUCACUUCCCCUCUACCACAGCAUGGCGGGGGUGGUCGGCCUGAGUGCUGUUAUACUAAGAGGAGCCACUAUUAUUCUACGAGCUAAAUUUUCGGCCAGCAAUUUUUGGUAUGAUAUCCGCCGCCAUGGUGUCACUGUAGUGCAAUACAUUGGGGAGAUAUGCCGAUAUGUUCUUGCUACACCCCAGAGCCCCUUAGAGAGUCGACACGUUGUGCGUUGCUUCAUUGGAAACGGCCUGCGGUCUGACAUAUGGUUGAAGUUCCAGAGCCGAUUCAAGUUGGACCACAUGGUGGAGUUUUACGCUUCAACAGAGGGGAAUUGCUGGUUUUCUAAUACGUACAACAAACCGCUCUCGUGCGGGCGACUGUCACCCUUUUUGCGACUAGUGUUCCCGAGUUUCUUGGUUAAGUAUGAUCACGAGAAGGACGAACCUGUAAGAAAUGAACAAGGACGUUGUAUUCCUGUCGAGAUAGGAGAACCCGGUCUGUUGAUAGCAGCCAUAAAAGGAAAUUUUACCUUUGAGGGUUAUAAAGGGAACAAAGGGUUGACAGAAAAGAAAAUAUUACGCAACGUUUUCCAACAAGGCGAUGCAUAUUUCAACUCCGGAGACUUACUGUACACUGACAGUAACUACUUUCUUUACUUCAGUGACAGAGUUGGGGAUACAUUUAGAUGGAAAGGAGAGAACGUUUCCACACUAGAGGUCGCUAACGUUCUAGCAGAGGUAGAAGGCGUGGAGGACGCGAGCGUGUAUGGGGUCAAAGUGCCAGGUAAAGAGGGUAGAGCUGGUAUGGCCGCUGUCACUUUGCAGGAGGAAAAGAAAUUAACGUGGCAACUGUUUGAAAAUAUCUACAAUCGUCUUUCCGACCGUCUCCCAGCUUAUGCCAGGCCACUUUUCCUGCGUGUCCAGCACACAUUAGAUCUGACAGGCACGUACAAACAGAGGAAAGAACAACUCAAAGGACAAGGGUUUAAACCUAGUGAAGUUAAAGACGACAAACUCUACUUCCUGGAUGAGACGAAACGUGCGUUUGUUCCUCUUGAUGCUGAGCUGUACGAGCGCAUCAUAAGAGGAGAAGAACGCAUAUAGAUCGUCCCAAGGGGCAUGUACCAACAGGGCUUCAUGUAUACUUCACAUGAAUACACUUUUAAAUUUUUUAGUGUUCAGUUACUAAAUUGAUUAACAUUUACACGUAUGUCUUCUUACGGGUGACGUCAUGAUUGCGAUUUUGGGUAAAAACUGAAAAACGGUUUCUUAAAAAUCUUUGAAAAUCUGUA
Messenger RNA from Lingula anatina, 1979 nucleotides. RefSeq names its product long-chain fatty acid transport protein 2. Gene Ontology annotation, cellular component: endoplasmic reticulum membrane; plasma membrane. Gene Ontology annotation, biological process: long-chain fatty acid metabolic process; long-chain fatty acid import into cell. The record is from RefSeq and is a predicted model, not a curated record. Gene Ontology annotation, molecular function: long-chain fatty acid-CoA ligase activity; long-chain fatty acid transmembrane transporter activity. NCBI's taxonomy places the organism in Eukaryota, Metazoa, Brachiopoda, Lingulata, Lingulida, Lingulidae.